This is a messenger RNA of Ornithodoros turicata, 2024 nucleotides long. Its product is annotated as probable tRNA (uracil-O(2)-)-methyltransferase. The coding region runs from base 157 to 1992 and encodes 611 amino acids. NCBI's taxonomy places the organism in Eukaryota, Metazoa, Arthropoda, Arachnida, Ixodida, Argasidae. The transcript is spliced from 10 exons. Gene Ontology annotation, biological process: tRNA methylation. Gene Ontology annotation, molecular function: metal ion binding; tRNA (uridine) methyltransferase activity. The record is from RefSeq and is a predicted model, not a curated record.
GACGAAAGCGACACCAGUUUUUUUACAACCUCAUCGAUACUUCUUUUCCGAAGCAUACCUUCCUGCACAAGCAACAAGCUUGACGGCGAUUGGUUCCGUGAAAAUAGAGCAUCAUCAUCAUCUCCUUUAUUUAUCAACUUUCUAACUCAACUCGCCAUGUGGACGCAUGUUGCAGUUUCAGAUUCUGUUUUGAAUCUACAACGGUUCCGAGAAUCUGUUCUUGUGUGGGUUGAAAAGCCACACACUGUCAACAGACGGUUAACCGGAGUUCUGCCUUUGGCUCAGCACCGCUUGGCAGAUUUUGGCGACGAAACUGACUUGUAUUCAUUCGCUAUGAAACUUGAAAGUAUGGACGUACCGGACAUGAAUGCUGUGUUGUCAUCCCACAAGUCGUGUGGUGAUACUGACAUUGAUGUAUUGCGCAGUGUUUGUGGCGACAGUCGACCCGUUCUUGUCGAAAGAUAUCUGCUACCAAAGCAGAUACACAAGUUCAAGCCAGUGCAUGAAGUUGUCCUCAUAACAAGAGACUGCGCAAUGUUCUGCAACUUUUCAAAGGGCUCUACACUGUCACCAAAUUGCACCUACCGAAUUCGUCUUGACCAGGAUAAGAGGAUUCAUCUGGAACUUCUGGGUGUAGGUACCAACACAGACGCUCCUGCAGUCACCUGGCUGAAGGAGCAUGUCCUUCACAAAAUCUACAGGUGGAGCUGCAGUGAGCCUUUAGGGAGCAAGCAAGUGGUCGUGGCUUCUCUGAGGCUUACACCCAUUGAGAAAUAUAGCCGUGUCUACUUCAACUUGAAGAAGAAGUAUGGAGCUCACCUGUGCAAGAUAUGGCCGGAGACCACCGACCCCUCAAAGUUUGUCUACGAGGACAUUGCAAUUGCCAGCUACCUCAUUACAUUAUGGGAACAAGAUUUCAAUGGCUCUGCAAGGCCAUCGUUCAUAGAUGUUGGUUGUGGCAAUGGACUACUUGUAUAUCUUCUCUCGGCUGAAGGAUAUAAUGGAAUGGGGAUUGACAUAAGAAAGCGUAAGAUCUGGGACCUUUAUGGACCUGAUGUUAACCUAGUGGAGGGGGUCAUCACGCCAACAUCACGGUUUUCCGACUACACGUGGUGGAUCGGAAAUCACUCAGACGAGCUGACGCCGUGGAUACCUUAUUUGGCGUCGAGGUCACAUGCUGAUGCAAGGGUAUUCCUACUGCCAUGCUGCCCAUUCACAUUUGACGGGAAGUACCAACGGCAGCAUGGUGGCAUGAGUCAGUAUCAGUCUUACCUCCUCUUUCUACAAGAGCUGUGCCAAACCAUGGGAUUUGAAGUGGAGCUCGACCGGCUGAGGAUUCCUUCCACAAAGCGGAUUGCCUUGAUAUGCAAGCCAGCAUCUGACGAUCAAGUGUCAACAGCUCAGCUUGAGGAUGCUAGACUAAAUUUUGUGAAGGAAAACACAGUCACAAAGCAGGUUCCGGAGAAACUUGAGCUUGGAGGUGCAAGCCGGGGUCACGAGGAAGUGCCUGACUCGGACAGUUUUGCAAGCGUUUUUAAGCCGAGAUCAAAGGUUGAAGAAGUUAGAAACUGCACGCAGCUGGAGAAAGAGUUCACACAAGUAAUAGUGGACAGAAUUGCAAUACAUCUCUUGCAAAUGGAGCCUGUUAACGAUCUGUCAGACACUGAGCCCGUUUGGCAACAAGGGGGCAGAGAACAUAUUGGAAGCCUUGUUCAUCUACUAAAUGACAACGAACUCCAGAAACUAAAAAAGCAGUGCGGUGGAUUGCAGACGCUACUGAAAAACCACAGACAUGUCUUUCUGGUGCACAGUGGGCAUGCGUCCCUCAACAUUCCUACGUCUCAGCCUCAGAGGACAACUCAGAGAAGAAAAGGAAAAGCAUGCAGUACUAGUCAGAAACGAGCAAAAUUGAAGGAGUGCUGGUUUUUCAAGAAACAUCCUCAAGGCUGCCCUCUGACUGACGAAGAAUGCCUGUAUCGUCACGGACGAUAGUCAAAUUAAAAAGAAACAAAACUGGUCUGUAA